CUGUGUCAUUUAAAAAUUUAUAUUGAUAAAAAUGGUGGAUUUAGCGAAUUGAGCAAAAGUGAAUCGAGGAGACUCAAAGAUUUGGAUCUAGAAUCCAAAAAAGCAAGUUUGCUAUCGAGGGUAAGUGUCAUACAUGCUUUUCGAGAGAAUCAUUCCCAAUAAUUUUUUAGGUUGAGCUUUCUCAAUUCAUUUUUGCAAAAUGUGGAGCGGGUAUCGAUUAUUUAGAAAGUUUAACAGAAAAAGACUUCAACAAAUGCAUCAAACCAUUAUACGAAGUGAUUUAUUUGAAAAUUCAUCAAAUUUCAAGAGGGAUAGGGAGAUCAAGUUAAUCUUUAUAUAAUGUUUUCAGAGUCUCAACUAUAAACUAUUUUGUGGAGCUAACCUGCCAGUCUUGGAUACUGCUUGCUUGGAGCUUGUCAAAAUGCACAAAAAUAUCCUCCAAGAGUUCAUCGAAGUAUUUUUAUCAGUAUACAAAACGAAUCCAAUUGCAUUGAUCAGGCAAUUACGAAAAUUGAGAAAUCAAAAUGGCGUGACAGAUUCGGACAAGGAGAGGAAAACCAUAUUGAAAAUAGAAGAACACAGAAUGAUACGAUUUGCUAUGGACAAGAAAGUUCGAAAGGGGGUGGCGUCAUAUUUAUUGAUAUAUGCGUCGGAAGCUAAUGAAAUAGGAAAGUUAUUGUUGAAUUAAAAACACGUGAGAAAUAAAAAACUAGGUCAAGUGAUGUGGAUUUAAAAACAGUAUAGGUAGCCAUGUCGUCAAUUGCGAUGCGGUUCUGCGUUGCGUGUUGACCUCGGUAUUUUCCAUUGGAUUUGUCAAAUUUUCAUUUCUAAAAACGUGUCGCCCACACGCAUCGCAACUGACGACAUGGCUACCUAUACUGUUUUUAAAUCCACGUCACUUGACCUAGUUUUUUAUUUCUCACGUGUUUUUAAUUCAAUAAUAAAUAGAUUCUUGACGUGAGUAAAACUUUAAAUACAAAUACUUUAUCCCACCUACUCAAUAUUUUUCAGGCAAAAGCCUAG
Caenorhabditis angaria is the source of this 1023-nucleotide messenger RNA. The record is from the annotation of a GenBank genome assembly. NCBI's taxonomy places the organism in Eukaryota, Metazoa, Nematoda, Chromadorea, Rhabditida, Rhabditidae.